Messenger RNA from Lonchura striata (white-rumped munia), 4063 nucleotides. Lineage: Eukaryota; Metazoa; Chordata; Aves; Passeriformes; Estrildidae. The record is from RefSeq and is a predicted model, not a curated record.
GCCAUGUCCCGCCGGGGGCCCGCGCAGGUGUCGGGCAGCCUGCGGCAGAAGGCAGCACCGGGCACGGCCCCGGCGGAGCUGCAGGAGCUGCGGAGCCGCACGGAGCGCGCGGAGCGGCGGCUGCUGGCCUGCGAGAACCUGGUGGGAGAGCUGGGCAGCGGCCUGGCCUCCCUGGGCACCCUCCUGCAGGGCUACGGGCAGCUGCAGCAGCGCCUGCUCAACCUGGAGAACCUCCUCAAGAACAGGAACUUUUGGAUCCUGCGCCUGCCCCCCAGCUCCAGCGGGGAGAUCCCCAAGGUGCCGCUCACCUUCGAUGAGAUCUCGGUGUAUUUCAACGAGCUGGAGUGGGAGAGGCUGGAGCGCUGGCAGAAGGAUCUGUACAGGGCCGUGAUGAGGGGCAACUACGAGACCUUGGUGUCCCUGGACUACGCCGUGUCCAAGCCCGACAUCCUGUCCCAGAUGGAGAGGGAUGAAGAGCUCAGUGACAAAGAGGGCCAGGAGCCCCCAUGGACACAGACUGGGGAUGGUCAGGAGCCCCUCCGGGCAGCAGAAGAGAGGGACAAGGCAGACGAGGCUCCAGGAGAUGAAACCCCCAUGGAAGCUGCCCCAGACGGUGCCGAGUCCACACCCAACGGCCGGACACGCAUUGAGAGGGAUGAAGAGCCCAGCAACGAAAAGGGUCCUGAGCCCCCAUGGACACAGAAUGGGGACAGCCAGAAAACCCCACAGAUACAGAAUGGGGACAGCCAGGACCCCCCAGAGACACAGACUGGGAACAGCCCAAAAUCCCCACGGACACGGAGUGCGAACAGCCAGAAAACCCCACAGACACAGACUGGGGACAGCCCAAAAUCCUCAUGGACAUGGAGUGGGAACAGGAACAGCCCAAAGUCCCCAAGGACACCGAGUGGGAACAGCCCAGAAUCCCUAUGGACACGAAGUGGGAACAGCCCAAAGUCCCCAAGGACAGAGAGGGGGAACAGCCCAAAACCCCCACAGACGCAGACUGGGAACAGCCCCAAGUCCCCACAGGCACACACUGGGGACAGCCAGACACUGCUUCAGACACAGACUGGGGACAGUCAGAACCCCCUCCAGACAGGUGUCCCCAACAAUCAGAAGCCCCCAGUGACACCAGAAGAGAUGGAGCAGCGGGAAGAGGCUUCGAGAGAGGAUCCUAUGCCCAUGGAAGUUGGCCCAGCAGAACUCCCCAUCCUGAUGAUGAAUGUGAUGUCCCUGGGGGACCAUCAGCCGGGGACGGCGGCAGAGGAGCACCCGGAGAUGGAGGAGGAUCUGGCAGAGCCUGACACUGAGGAAGCCUUUUCCAUGGAAGAUGAAACACCGUGCGAAGGGGCUUCUCUUGAGGACAUCAAGGUGAAGGAAGAGGAGCCUGAGCUGCUAGCAGAGGAAUCCACAGCCUCACCCGGCUCAGAGAUCCAGAAGUGUCCCAAAAACGAGCUGGUGAAAGCCAAGAUGAAGAAGAAGCCAAACCGCUGUGAGGCCAGCAACCUCCUGAUGGGCAACUGCCGGCGCGGGUACGUGCGGGAGUGGUCCCAUCCCUGCACGGAGUGCGGGAAGCGCUUCCGCCUCAAGAUCAACCUCAUCAUCCACCAGCGCAGCCACGCCAAGGAGGGGCCCUACGAGUGCCCCGUGUGCGACAUCGGCUUCAGCAACAAGCGGCACCUGGACCUUCACCGCAGCAUCCACGUCAAGGACAGAGCCUUGGGGGCCAAGGUCUGGGGCAACGUCCACCCCGAGCUGCGCGUCCGCCCGCGCAGGGUCCUGUGCGGUGGCCACAGGCCGGGCGGCGGCGGCCACGCCGGGGCGGCCUGGCCGGGCCAGCCCAAGGAGGAGCCGGACGGAGAGGGCCUGUCCGGCUCCGGGAUCGUGCAGCCCCCCAACUCCAGGCAGAAAUGCCCCCACUGCAAGAAGUUCCUGUCCCGCUCCACGUCGCUGCGGCGGCACCUCCAGACGCACGCGCGGGAGCGGCCCUACUGCUGCAGCUCCUGCAACAAGUGCUUCACGCGCAGCAAUCACCUCCUGCGCCACAAGAAGAUCCACGAGAGGGCUCUGGCCGCGCUCCAGCAGGAGGCCAGCGCCCAGGCCCCCGCUGCUAUCCCGGCGUCCCUGCAGCACCAAGCUCCCAAGGCUGAGAGGAGCCCUUCCCAAGAGAAUGGGCGCCCUGAGGCUGCAAAAGCGAGUCUGCCCAGCGUGCUGCUGUUGGGAGCGACGCCACUGGGGCUCCCGGGCAGAGGCUCCCCGCUCCCUGACUGCAUCAGGAAAGCUGUGCAGCCCGUGGUCCAGCUGGGAUCGAGGGCAGUGGCUUCGGAGAUGACAGAGAAAUGACAGAUGACAGACCCUGGGACAGAUGUGAACUGUGUGUGACCCUGAAGAGAAGCUGCGAGUUUGUUUGCGUUUGUCCCGCGAGUUUGGUGUCUCGUGGGACACCAAGAAUGGGAAUCUGCUGUGUUUUAGGUGUUUCCUGGGUUGUGGAAAGAAUGGGAAGCUUGGAGACCACAACAGAAAGCAAAUUGCAGAAGCCUCCAGUGAUGUAUAAUGCUUCACCAUUCCACUGACUUGUUCGAGUUGGCUGAUAGUUGGAAUUUUCCCAAGCUGACAUUCCUGGGAGAUGACCAGGUGAAUCCUGGUCAAACAGGAGCAGAGCUUUCGCAUUCUUUGAUGUUGGAGCUGAUCCCUUGCAUUCGGAAACACAACUGAAGAGGGCAGGGAGAAGGGAAUGAAGCUGGCAGCAUUCUCAAGCAGCCCUUUGCUCCAUGGACCAAGCUUCCUGACUGAGACACCAGAUGGAGAGUGACAUCUCUGAGACCCCACUGUGUCCUGGCCACCCUUGCCACCCCCACCCUGGGGCGGAGAUCAGCAACACUCCCUCCAGCAGCUUGGGAACACUGGAGUUUUGCACUGGAAGAUCCAUAGGACAAACCAAACCCCAAAAUUCUGUGCUGGCGUAUCCCAGGGAUCCCAGCAUCAGGGAGGCCACAAACGCCCUCAGGACCAUCCUGCGUGGGUGCAGAGUGAUUUUAGGAAUACUUGACGGGUCAGCCAGCCCCAUGCUGCAGCAGCACCCCAAUCCUCAUGGAUGUGCGUGCCCAGAGCAGCCCCUCAGCUCUGUGGGAAACUCCCACUCUCCCAACCACAGCUCGUCCCCUUUCGCCCAAAAUCCCACCAUAACAAAUCCUAUGGGAAAACAGUUCUGUAGCUACCUCAGUGAGGGAGAGGGGGACCUGCCCAGAGGCAGCCAGUGGGAGCCAGGCCUGGCACUGCCCCAGUGUCCCCGGGAGCCACCGGAGCAGUGUCCGUGCCCCACGUGCAUCCCACCCGCUGGGUGUGCACGAGGAGCACCUCCCGCCCGGAGCCAGCGCCACACGGACACGGUGGAGCAGCUGCUGGGGGCUCUUGCAUUUAGUUUUCCAGGUUUUAUUGGUUUGGGUUGCUCGAUGUAAUUAUUUGAUGUUCUGAGGUCUCUGUCCCUCUCUGAGCAGUGAGCACUGGUAGGCUUUUCCCAUCUUUUAUUCCGAGUCAUUCCCAAGGUGUGGUGAUGCUGCUGUGGGAAGCUUUGGGAGCUGAGGGAACGCCUGUGCCACAUCCAGGUGUGAUCCUCAGCCACCUCCUGCUCCAUGGAAUGGACAGCAGGGUCCGAGCUGCUCCACAGCAAUACACAUGACAUCCCACUGCUCCUCUGGGCUGGUGUCUCACGUUUCCUGCCCCUGGGAUUGCAUUGUGGAGCAUUCCAAGCCUGCAGCAGGAGACAGGAGGGGUGCCAGGGGCAGUUGGUGCCUUGUGGACACACGGCCAUGGAUCUGGCAGUGAGCCAGCUGUUGGUUAUCCCUGUUAUCCCUGCCCACGUAGAGAUCCCAAUGCUCCCCAGUUGAUCCCAGGGGCAUGGUUGAGCUUGUGUGUUGGUGGCUGAAUGCCCCCAGGCCAGCAGAAGGGGCCAGCAGCCCCAGCCUGGCAUUUCUAAAUCUGCUGUGACCAGGAGCGGCGUUUCCUGCGACAUUCCUGAUCCCUUUCUCAGGCUGUGGAAUCAAUAAACUAUUUGUCUCUA